GGGUUCUGCUCACGUGCGCAGGGCGGGCUGGGGCCCCAGCGCCGGCGCCUCCCGGUUCCCCGACCGCCAUGGAGCGGCUGACGUUACCCGCCGGCAGCGCGGCGGCCGUGGACGAGUACAUGGAGUACCGGAGAAUUGUUGGUGAGGAUGAUGGAGGGAAACUUUUUACUCCUGAAGAAUAUGAAGAAUACAAAAGAAAAGUCUUACCUAUGCGUUUACAGAACAGAUUAUUCGUGAGCUGGCGAUCAUCAACUGGAAUGGAUUGUAAACUUGUGGGUCCAGAGACACUGUGUUUUUGUACCCAUAGGUAUAAGCAACAUAAAACUGACUUUGAAACGAUUCCUCAGCAGCGCCCCAUCAGCCUGCCUUGUCAAGUGACGGGCUGCCCAUGCAGGGCUUACCUCUACGUGCCUCUGAAUGGCAGGCAGCCCAUUCGCUGCAGGUGCAAGCACUUUGCUGAUCAGCAUAGUGCUGGGCCUGGCUUUAUGUGCAAUGCCUGUUCUCAGUGUUCAGGAUUCCAUAGCUCCUUCACUUGUGCUUGUGGUCAGCCUGCAUAUGCCCAUUACACAGUAGUGGAAACUAAGGAAGAAAGACUGGCUCAGAGAAAACCGGUGGGACGGGACGUUCCUUAUGCAGCAAUGGGAGGAUUAACUGGCUUUAGCUCGCUGGCAGAAGACUACAUGCGAUUAGAUGACAGUGGAAUUGGUGCACCUUCAGGUGAAUUUUUAGACUCUCCAGUUACAGCCAUGGACCACCCAUUUCUAAAAGCAUUUCAAGCAUCAUCUAGCUCUUCUCCAGAAACACUAACAGAUGUAGGUACAAGCAGUCAAGUUUCUUCCUUAAGGAAACCUGAAGAGGACGAUAUGGCUUUCUUUGAAAGACGAUACCAGGAAAGGGUGUUAAUGAAGUCUGCCCUGUCUCUGAGAGAGAAGAAGAGAGGAAACACAGGAGGGAGAGGAGUUGGGAGCUUGCAUACCCCAACAAACCAUAUUUUAAAAAUGCAGUUAGGUCCCUUCAACAAUCAGAUUGUGGCUUUAGUAUUUAGCAGCUUAAUAACCGCUAGGUGUGUAAAAUGGCUGUGAUAAAUAAGACAUGAACCCAAAUGAUGUAUGUGCAACCUUUUUUUUCUUUAGGAUGUUUUACAAAUUAUUAUAUCAACAAAUAUUUUAAAUUUUCAGAUAAAAAUGGAAAAGGCUGCUAAGCAGAAAGGAAAAGCACCAUUGCCAUCAACUACAAAAUCUUCAUGAAGACUACUGGGGAAAUUAAAACCAGCAUCCAAAUAUGUCUUUUGUGUGUUAAUUAUUUAAGUAUAAUAAUACAAUUUAUUUUUCCUCAAAUAAUUUACUUCUUUUUCUGUGUAAAAAUAUCUUUUUGAAUGUUUCCUUAAUUUAUUUAAGUGAAAAUACCUUAUACUACUUUUGUCAAAAUUCAUGAUUUACUACUUUAUAUAAACUUUUUAUCUCUCCUAACAAAUGAGGUUAUUUUUACAUUAGCCAAAAGCUUAAAGUACGGUAAAUAUUUUUAGUUUAUAAUAGUUUAACUUUUUCAGGCUAUUUUAAAAAUUAAAGAUGUUAUUGAGGGUUUUGAACAAAUAUAUUUCGUUCAAAAUAGUUACAUGAAUAUCCUUAAUUUUUAUUUUUCAAACUUU
Lagenorhynchus albirostris (white-beaked dolphin) is the source of this 1648-nucleotide messenger RNA. RefSeq names its product family with sequence similarity 221 member A (gene FAM221A). NCBI's taxonomy places the organism in Eukaryota, Metazoa, Chordata, Mammalia, Artiodactyla, Delphinidae. The record is from RefSeq and is a predicted model, not a curated record. The coding region runs from base 69 to 1082 and encodes 337 amino acids. The transcript has 7 exons.